Diospyros lotus (date-plum) is the source of this 1357-nucleotide messenger RNA. RefSeq lists its product as uncharacterized. The record is from RefSeq and is a predicted model, not a curated record. The coding region runs from base 390 to 1169 and encodes 259 amino acids. Gene Ontology annotation, biological process: dephosphorylation. The transcript has 2 exons. Lineage: Eukaryota; Viridiplantae; Streptophyta; Magnoliopsida; Ericales; Ebenaceae. Gene Ontology annotation, molecular function: phosphatase activity.
UGGCUACGAUGGCCAGGGGAAUCCUAGCAAACGAACGAAUCCACGUCCGAUGAAACACAAAGGCACGGAUAUAUAUAUAUAUAUAUAUGUCUGUAUAAAAUGAUGAUACUGUCAGAGAGUUCGUUCGAUCCAGCUAUCUCCUUGGGAUUACACUGAUCUUCUGAUUUUUAGUUAAUUCCCGGAUCUUGGGGUUUGGGUUUCUCUUGUACAAGUAUUAGCAAUUGUUAGAUGCAGCAGAGUUAACGACACCCAACCGGACUCACCGGCCGAACAAUAGAGACCCAACUCGGAAUUGCUUCGAAUUCCUCAUACCAGAGCAAUCUUCUUGGCGAUUAUCAAGUUUGAACAAGGUCCUUUCUGUGUAUCUUGUACUUUGCUUCAAGAACAACAUGGGUUUUGGCUUAUCUGCCCUGAUCGGCAUAAAGGCAACAGUUCUCUUCUUGGCAUUUGCUUAUCUCAGAAGCCUUGGCUUCAAAUUCUUGCCACUGCCCUUGUUAUAUGCAUCUUUGGUGUCUAUGUUGGUUUCAAUUGCUGCUCAUCCUUCAAUUAAUCUUCCCAUGCUUUUGGCUAAGAACUCAGACGGGACGUUUCCCAUUUGGUCACUGAUCAUCUUCAGUCCAUAUCUGUAUUUUGUCCGGCUUUUCUCGGCAUUGCGAAGAUUGGUGAGUGGAGAGGCUCCUUACAGUGAAGUUUACGAGGGUUUGUUUGUUGGAGGAUGGCCUUAUUCACCUGAAAAAUUGCCUCCGGGUAAACCUGCUAUUAUUGAUUGCACUUGUGAAUUGCCAAGGAAGUUUGAAGUAUCAGGAGGGCAUUCGUAUUUGUGCAUUCCUACUUGGGAUACGGGCGCACCGCAGCCGGGCGAAAUUGAAUCCGCGGUUCAGUGGGCUUGUAGGAAGAGAGCUCAGAAGAUACCAAUCUUUUGUCACUGUGCAUAUGGUCAUGGACGAAGUGUUGCUGUGAUGUGUGCCCUGUUAGUAUCUCUAAAUGUGGCAGAAGAUUGGAAGAAUGCCGAGAAGAUAAUUCGAGAAAAGCGGCCCUACAUUCGAAUGAAUGGUCUGCACCAUAAAGCCCUGGAUGAAUGGUCAAAGCACCGGUUAUCUACUCCAAAAAGGAAGCAAGAAACUGGUUUGAGUUCUGUAAUUUUAUCUAGUGCCUCCGGAUCUAAAUGAGCUAAGCUAGGUCGAAAAUAUUAAGUUACUAUUUUUCACUUCAAUUUGCUAGUAGUUCUUAUCCUCAUGUUUAUCACUAUUAGGAUGAAUUUUAUUGACAUUUAUCCAGAACGAGGAUCAUAUAUUCAUGUUGUUGACAUUAUGUUUUUUGUUAAUUGAUUUAGAAAGAGGAUCCUGUUGUCCUCUCA